This is a messenger RNA of Eublepharis macularius, 2202 nucleotides long. RefSeq names its product CCZ1 homolog, vacuolar protein trafficking and biogenesis associated (gene CCZ1). The record is from RefSeq and is a predicted model, not a curated record. Gene Ontology annotation, biological process: vesicle-mediated transport. NCBI's taxonomy places the organism in Eukaryota, Metazoa, Chordata, Lepidosauria, Squamata, Eublepharidae. The transcript has 15 exons. The coding region runs from base 468 to 1895 and encodes 475 amino acids. Gene Ontology annotation, cellular component: Mon1-Ccz1 complex; intracellular membrane-bounded organelle.
AGUUCCCCUCACUGAGGAGAAAAGCGGGGUGUAAACAUGAAGUAAACAAGGAGAUGUUGUGUGCCGCAUAAAGACCCGCCUGACUAGACAGCCGCGUCUGACUCGAGCGCUUCUCUCCCCCUUCCCGCCCCAGCAGGCCCUUCCGGCCGGGGCAGAGCUGAGGCCUACCCCCAGCCUUCGCUUCUCCCUCAGAGGCCGCCACACCGCCUCUCUCGCUCGGGGCGCCCGGGUGAGGGGAAAGGGGAGCGGCGACUGCGGCUUCCUCGAGGAGGCAGGCCCGAGCCCCGUAGUCGCCAGCCGCUUCCCUUCCGGGGCGGAGAAGGAAGUGCCGGCAGGACGAGGAGCGGCGGCGGCGGCCGGGGAAGCGGUCGUUCGGCACCGGCCCGGUUGGUGCUGCUGCUGCUCCCCGAUGGUGCCGGGCGGCCUCGGUGGUCGGCGGCCCCAGGCGCUUUCCCUUCAGGCCCAGGAUGGCGGCGGCGGCGGGGGCAGGCGGGCCGGAGAAGCCGCUGGCGCCGGCCUUGCUCAACUUCUUCAUCUACAACCCGAGGCUGGGACCCAGGGAAGGAGAGGAAGAAAAGAAGAUUCUUUUUUAUUAUCCAAAUGAAGUAGAAAAAAAUGAAAAAAUCAGAAGUGUUGGAUUGUGUGAAGCCAUUGUCCAGUUCACAAGGACAUUUAGUCCUUUGAAACCUGCAAAAUCCUUGCAUACCCAGAAGAACAGACAGUUCUUCAAUGAACCUGAAGAAAAUUUCUGGAUGGUUAUGGUUGUACGAAAUCCUGUAAUAGGAAAACACAAAGAUGGCAAACCAACCGUUGAGUAUCAAGAAGAAGAAUUACUGGACAAAGUUUAUAGUUCAGUGUUACAGCAGUGUUACAACAUGUACAAGCUUUUUAACGGCACUUUCCGAAAAGCCAUGGAAGAUGGAGGUGUUAAAGUUCUAAAAGAGAGAUUAGAGAAAUUUUUCCAUCGGUACCUGCAGACCCUUCAUUUACAGUCAUGUGACUUGCUAGACGUUUUUUGUGGAAUCAGCUUCUUUCCAUUGGAUAAAAUGACUUACUUGAGAAUUCAGUCGUUCAUCAACAAGAUGGAAGAAAGCCUGAGCAUUGUCAAAUAUACAGCCUUUCUCUACAAUGACCAGCUCAUCUGGAGUGGACUGGAGCAAGAUGACAUGAGGAUUUUAUACAAAUAUCUCACCACAUCUCUGUUUCCGAGGCAUAUAGAACCAGAGUUGGCAGGAAGGGAUUCACCAAUACAUGCAGAAAUGCCUGGAAACCUUCAGCACUAUGGAAGGUUUCUCACAGGACCUCUGAAUGUCAAUGAUCCAGAAGCAAAAUGCCGAUUUCCCAAAAUAUUUGUAAACACAGAGGAGGCUUAUGAAGAGCUUCAUUUGAUUGUUUAUAAGGCUAUGAGUGCUGCUGUCUGUUUUAUGAUUGAUGCCUCUAUGCAGCCUACGUUGGAGUUUUGCCGUAAACUUGACAGCAUUGUUGGGCCUCCCCUCACAGUAUUAGCAUCGGAUAUUUGUGAACAAUAUAACAUCAACAAAAGAAUUGCAGGGUCAGAGAAAGAGCCCCAGUUUAAGUUUAUCUACUUCAACCACAUGAACCUGGCCGAGAAAAGUACAAUCCACAUGAGGAGAACUCCCAACAUCUCGCUUGCAUCCGUUCACCCUGACUUGAUGAAGAUUCUUGGAGAUAUCAACAGUGACUUCACAAGAGUUGAUGAUGAUGAGGAAAUCAUCGUUAAGGCCAUGAGUGAUUAUUGGAUAGUGGGCAAGAAAUCCGAUCAGCGAGAACUGUAUGUGAUUUUGAAUCAGAAAAAUGCAAACUUGAUUGAAGUGAAUGAAGAAGUAAAGAAACUCUGUGCAACACAGUUCAACAACAUCUUCUUCUUAGAUUGAUCUGCAAAGGGCCUACUCUUGCAAAGGUGGCUUGAAAAUGUCCAAAAAGCAUUUUUGUUUACGCUGACAUGUUUAUUAGUCAUAUUAUUGACUGGAACAAUGACAAUAGUAAAGCAAUACUUGCUUUGUAAGAAUCUAAUUUCUACCAAAAACUGUAAAACUCUGAUCAUACAAUUUUUAGAUUUUAAAGUAUUUAUGUGCAAAUUAAUUAAAAUCUGUAUGAAUCAAACACGCAUCAUUCCAUAUCUCUGAUAUUUAUGUGACUAUUUUACUGGAAAAAUAAAAUUUGUCAUUGUUACAAUUUUAA